This is a messenger RNA of Xylaria bambusicola, 1629 nucleotides long. RefSeq lists its product as uncharacterized. The record is from RefSeq and is a predicted model, not a curated record. The coding region runs from base 1 to 1629 and encodes 542 amino acids. NCBI's taxonomy places the organism in Eukaryota, Fungi, Ascomycota, Sordariomycetes, Xylariales, Xylariaceae. The transcript is spliced from 2 exons.
AUGGCCGAGACACAGUUCAUGCCACCCGUCACCCAGCCACACAGCAGGCUACAUGGAUGUUGGUUUCCUGCCGUCGCUGCUGAUAACUUUCAAGGAUGGAAGCAGAUUGGUGUGAAGGGUAAGCAGGCGAGCAGGAGCUUUGGCGACUUGCAAGCCUUGCGCAUGGUCUGGUCUACAGCUCCUACACCGAAGAAGGUGAAAGGUCCUGUAGAGGUACGGCGUACUCCAGGCAGCUCACCACUUGAGAGGCUCCCUAUGGAGAUCAAAAAUCAAAUCAUCGAUCACCUUGUACUGGACAUCCCACCAGAUGGAUUAGCUAGUCGUAAUGCCGACUUGAUGGCAAUGCUGUUAACCUCAAGAACUCUGCACUCCGCCACAUUAAAUGCAUUGUACAGGAAUAUCACGAUCCCCCAUUCGAGGAUCUUCCGAAAAUUUUUAGCCCACAUUGCUCAAAACCCAGAGCUUGGCACCAUUGUUCGGAGAUUGGACUUCAGCCACUUUAACCCAACUUCUCUUUUCACGACGGCAAGUGAGCGCGCUACUACCCGCAACUUGACGCAUGAGACGUUGCUUCAGUGCCUAGAAUUAACACCAUAUCUUCGCGAAUUCCUGGCUCAGGAAUAUGUCGAUGACGACAUUGACGUUCAUGUCCUUCGGAAGUUAUUCUUCGGUUUGGAGAGAUUGCAAGGACUUGACCUUUGUGCAUGCUCCUCUGCGCCCUUUAAGGCGGCAUUUGAGGCGAUCCUUUCGGACGACUGGCCGGCAGAAUUAUCCAUUACCCGGCUUUCAUUACACCGCUGUAUCAACCUACCGUCAGCUGUAUUCGAGAUGCUGCUGCCACGCCUCACUAAUCUGACACACCUUGAUGUAGCUGGGACCCGCAUCACCGAUGCAGCACUCAUGUCCAUUCCACACACCGCUAGAAUCACGCACCUCAACUUGGCAAAGUGCAGACUGUUAUCGAGCUCGACCCUCAUCGAUUUCCUUACACACCAUCCCGCGGUAAAGAAUCUUGUUUACCUCAGCGUAGCAGCUGACUUUCGAAGCUACGAACUGCUCGACGAAGAAGACGUGGCUCGUUUGCUUCCAGUUCUACCCUCAACCCUGCGAUCGCUUAGUCUUAAAGGCAGCAGGAUGAAUGCUUCGCACAUUAGCCUGCUACGGCCAUUAACAAAGCAUCUCGAGGAGUUGUCACUGGGUCGCCGACUUAAGACGGAAGACAUUAACCGGCUAUUCCUCCCUGACGAGGAGAUGGAGCAGCUAGACUGGAUUCCCCAUACGCUCAAGUAUCUUGACCUGUCGGACUACAUCGCCGGAUCUCUGAAUCUUCCUGCACUUUUCAGCAGCGGUUCUCUCCUAAACCGUCACUCUGCGCCUCUUGAGGUAGUUGAAUUGCCAGAUGAUGCAUACACGCGCCUCUCUCGCUCACAGCCGGUUAUACGACUUGGGUGGACGGCGACAGACUUCGGCAGCCGCGCUUGGCUUGUGAGAAGACCAGAGGGUACCCGAGAUCUUGGCUACCGUGACUGGAAGUUGGGCGCUGCGUUCUGGGGCAUGCGCAAGGUGCCCGUGGCGGUGGCUACUGUUGGUGGCAUGUAUGGGAGUUACAUGUUCAAGCGCCACUUGUAA